GGGAUGGAUGCUAGUUUUAGUUCGAGUUCUAGUUCUACUUCACUUCAGGUCGAUUGGCUCGCUUCGAGAUUGGGAUGAAGGCGAGUUCUAGCUCGCAGGAGACUCGCUACCGACCACACCACUUAAGGCAGCGCAGCGGAGUCGGGUCCGAGCGUGAUCAAGGAAAGCUCAUGCAGUCAUGCAGUCUGCAUAUGCGGCAGGCGUGUGGGCGUGCAAAGCGUUUGGUUGUGGCUUUGUUGUGCUUCAGAAACAGCGACACCUGCCACGCACUCUCGUGAACCAUUCGGCCUUGCGGCCGGCGCCUUGCAAGCAAGCCAAAGCAAUGCCUGCGUGCUGAACAGCUGAUCAUCAGAUUAUUCAAGCAUUCCCUAUCGUUCGAGCCACAGUCACGUGGACUAGAAUUACUGUGUCAGUCCAUGUGUACAUAUAGUAUCUUGGCGGCCGUGUCGGAAACCGCUUUUAAGCACC
Messenger RNA from Sphaerulina musiva SO2202, 468 nucleotides. RefSeq lists its product as uncharacterized. The record is from RefSeq and is a predicted model, not a curated record. Bases 75 to 278 code for a protein of 67 amino acids. The transcript has a single exon. NCBI's taxonomy places the organism in Eukaryota, Fungi, Ascomycota, Dothideomycetes, Mycosphaerellales, Mycosphaerellaceae.